GAAAAUGCAAAAGUGAUGAGUUCACUGACCUGAAAGCCAACGCGAAUUCAGGCUUUCGUCUUUAUUGUUGCCUUUGUGCUUAUUUCACCUCCUACGUGUGACGCCUGAUAAAGAAACAACCUCAAAUAUCGUUGGCGCCGAUAUAGACGCGGCGAAAACUGUUCAGUUUGCUUCAUAUAAUCCGCCUGUUUCCAAGCUGAAGAGGUUAGCAAGCGGUUGCUAAUAAGCGCUAGCGUGGGGGGAAAUGUGUAAAGUCAAAAAGCUGCGAGCCUUGAUGGAGCAGCGACUCAAUUCCGUGGUGGAAGAAAUCUUCGGACUGUUUGAAAGAACCAUAGCAGAGUACGAGGAGGAACUUUCCAGAACAAAGGAGGAGUACGAGAGGCAACGCGACCAACUGGAUGCUGUUCUCAAACCUCCAGUUGCAUUACACGGAGCAGACAUCCAGCAGGUGUCCGUGAAGAAAGAAGUAGAGGUUCCCUCAGAGCAACAGGAGAGGCGCUCCAAUGCGGGGAAGGAGGAGCCAGGGCCCGCCUGCAUCAAAGAGGAAGAGGAGGAUCUGUGGGAGCAGUUUCAAGGGUUGGAGGAGGCCGACGUCACCGAUUUGAUGUCUCCAGGUGUCCCAUAUAAGAGUGAGGACGACGAAGAUUAUGAUGACAUCCAGCAGGUGUCAGAGAAGGUUGAAGACGCUAAGAAGCAAGAGUGGAGCCCCUGUGUGGAGCAGAAGAAGCAACAACUCCCCUACCUUAAAGACGAAGAGGAGAAACCGUGUGAGCAGCUUCAGUCCUCACCGUUUCAUCACAGUGUGGCGAACAGAGGGGUGGAGCCUGUAACUCAACACAUAACCGAAGUUGACGGGAAGCGUUGUAAAAACAUAAACUCCCAACCAGACGGAAUCUUUGCUCCUCUGUCAGACAUGGACGACGUGAUGUCGGACUCUUUUGAGAACGAUCACUGUGAUGACACCCAAGAAGUGGACACGAGAGGUCAGACUAACAACAAACACUGCUCCGAAUGUGGGAAAUCCUUUGCACUGAGGAGUAAUUUGACAAUACACAUGAGAACACAUACAGGAGAGAAACCUUUCGCUUGCUCAGUUUGCGCUAAAAGAUUCUCCUUAAAACAAAAUAUGUUACUACACAUGAGAACGCACACUGGAGAGAAACCAUUUGCUUGCCCGGUUUGCGAUAAAAGGUUCUCCUUGAAUCAAAAUAUGAUGUUACACAUGAGAACGCACACCGGAGAGAAACCUUAUGCUUGCUCAUUUUGCGCAAAAAGAUUCUCUUUACAAAGUCCCCUGAAAAGACACCUUAUGGUACACACAGGGGAAAAUCCCUUUGCUUGCUCAGUUUGUGGUAAAAGAUUCAAGAUUAAAGCGGAAAUGAUACUACACAUGCACAAACACACUGGCGAGAAACCCUUUACCUGUGCCGUGUGCAGGAAGAGUUUCUCCACGAAGCAGACUAUGACCAAACACAUGAGAUCGCACAUGGAGGAAAUGCAAUUUUCAUGCUCGUUUUGCCCAAAAAGAUUCACCAGUAAAAAUUAUGUCAUGAUACACAUGAGAACGCACACUGGGGAGAAACCGUUCAGUUGCAUUGUGUGCGAAAAGAGGUUCACAUAUAAGUAUCAGGUCAGCAGACACAAAUGUGUAACAGCUGUUGAAACUGCAGGGAUUUAAAUACACCCAAACUGUUAAAACGCAUGUGGUGUGUCCCAUAUUUAGUUUUUUUUUUGUCUUUGAAUUAAUUGUGUGCAUUUACUAAUUAAGCAACAUGAAACCACUAUCUUAUUUUUGUAAAUGAGUGCAUCAUUAAUUCCAAAUAUUAAUCAAAUAAACGAGCUACAGUAGUAUUGUUAAAUAGGAUAAAGUUGCAUCGGAGAUGCUAAGAAUUAAAGGUUCAUAGAAGAUUCCAUUGGAACCGCAUGAGGUCAUCUUGACCCCACUUGUGGAAGAGUGGUGGAAUGAUUCAAAUACCGCAAUUUCUUGAAACUAAUGAAAGAAUAAAUAAACAUGCAAAUGGCCUCAUGUCACAAGCAUUUUUUUAUUAGGAAUACCUGGAAUAUGACUACAUUACAACUUUCCGUUUUAAACAUUUUGAACAAUAGCAUUAUUGAGUGUUGAUGUAUUAGGUAGUUCAGUCCCAAACAAGCGUUUGUCCGACCAGUUGUAACAUUUUCCAAACUCUAAACACAAUUAGCACAACAUUGGUCUUUUGUGGCCAUACCGUUCACACAUUUCAUGUCAUUUUCACCCAAUAUACAGUCUUUGAACGCAUGUCCAAAAUGCUUGUAUUUUCUCACAGUAAGACAAGAUGUGGACCGAAUGUGUCUUCUGGUACCGAUCAAGCACUUCUUGCUUCAACCACAAUGUAUUUUCAUCUGAUUUUCUUCAUUUUUCAAAUUCAAGCUUUAUCUUUUGAAGUGAGAGGCAAUAAAGAGGAUGUUUUCAGUUGUUUUUUA
Nerophis ophidion (straightnose pipefish) is the source of this 2460-nucleotide messenger RNA. RefSeq names its product zinc finger protein 391-like. Gene Ontology annotation, biological process: regulation of transcription by RNA polymerase II. Lineage: Eukaryota; Metazoa; Chordata; Actinopteri; Syngnathiformes; Syngnathidae. The transcript has 3 exons. The coding region runs from base 245 to 1678 and encodes 477 amino acids. Gene Ontology annotation, molecular function: DNA-binding transcription factor activity, RNA polymerase II-specific; RNA polymerase II cis-regulatory region sequence-specific DNA binding. Gene Ontology annotation, cellular component: nucleus. The record is from RefSeq and is a predicted model, not a curated record.